AUGAACAAAUGUUGUUGUUGUUGUGUAAAAAAAACAAAUAUACCAUACCAACUACAAUUUCAGUAUUGGAGUCUUUCGAUAUACAUUGCAAUAGCCUAUGCAUUAGGAGUUCAUCUAUUACAAAAAUAUCAAGAACACAGAAAACCACGUCAAUUAAGGAUUCCGUUGUGUCUAUGGAAUGCCAGUCUAGCGAUAUUCAGUAUCUUUGCUACAUUUAGGUUCGGUGAAGAAUUCUUCUAUACCGUUGGUGGGCACCCAUUCCGACAUACGGUAUGCUAUUCAAUCAAUCCAACAGGUCCAGCAUCAUUUUGGGCAUGUGCAUUUGCGCUGUCCAAAGUUGCGGAACUUGGGGAUACAUUUUUUGUUGUAAUGCGUAAGAAGCCACUGAUUUUCCUACAUUGGUAUCAUCACGCCGUGGUACUUGUCUACAGUUGGAAUUCAGGUAACCAAAAAUCAACAUAA
This is a messenger RNA of Enterobius vermicularis (human pinworm), 462 nucleotides long. The record is from the annotation of a GenBank genome assembly. NCBI's taxonomy places the organism in Eukaryota, Metazoa, Nematoda, Chromadorea, Rhabditida, Oxyuridae.